Messenger RNA from Closterium sp. NIES-65, 264 nucleotides. Lineage: Eukaryota; Viridiplantae; Streptophyta; Zygnematophyceae; Desmidiales; Closteriaceae. The record is from the annotation of a GenBank genome assembly.
AUGCUACCCUACCUGGCUGCUUCCGCUCCUAUUGGGAAGCACCGCAGCGCCAGGGGUGGCAAGGGUGGCAGGGGAGGUGGGGGUGGCAGUGGAGGGGGCGGUGGUGGAGGCGGUCGGGGAGGUGGAGGUGGAGGUGGUGGGGGUGGUCGUGGGGGUGGAGGUGGUGGUGGGGGCGGCGGUGGCAUUGGGAGCGGUGGGGGUGGCAGCGGCGGUAGUGGGGGAGGAGGGAGCGGUGGUGGCAGCGGUGGUGGGGGCUGGAGUUGA